CCUAGAUGGUAUACUUUAUGGCUGAAGCUGCUAAUGUUUUUAUUCGGUUCUGAGGUUAGAGAAAGAUCAAAUUUAUCACCACUGUCUCGGAGGCCCUUUCAGUUCUCAGCCAGGCGCAACUGGAAUGCAGCAAAAGACCUGCAGAGAUACAGGCACCACUACCCAGGUUUGAUAGAAUCGGAAAAUGAGGAGGAAGAGCAGAUGUGGAACUUAAGCUUUUAUAAAAAUGAGAUUAGUUUUUUGCCCCAUGGUUUGCAUAUUGAAACUCUGCUUGAAUCUUGGUGGGACAACUAUGAAGUUCUGGAAGAAAACCAUUCUUAUAUACAGUGGCUCUUCCCUUUACGUGAGCAUGGGAUGAACUGGCGUGCCAAGCCACUCACACAGCAAGAAAUCCAGGCCUUUAAGAAGUCCAAGGAAGUUAUGCAAAGGUUUGUCCGUGCUUAUCAGCUAAUGCUGAGAUUUUAUGGAAUCCUUCUGAUCAAUGAGGAAACUGGAGAACUGAAGAAAGCAGAGAACUGGGCUGAAAGGUUUCAAAACCUGAACCGGUACAGCCACAACAAUCUGCGGAUUACUCGCAUCCUGAAGUGCCUGGGGGAGAUGGGAUAUGAACACUAUCAAGUGCACUUGGUCAAGUUUUUCCUGACAGAAACUCUUGUUAAGGAGAUGUUACCAAAUGUUAAGAAAAGUGCCUUGGAUUACUUUCUGUUCACCAUCAGAAACAAAAGGAAGAGAAGAGAACUAGUGCACUAUGCUUGGCAACACUUCAAACCUCAGAGCAGCUUCGUGUGGGGGCCACAUGACAAACUCUUGAAGUACAGACCCCGCUCUGCCAAGUCACAGCUGCACCAAAAGGCUGAAGAUCAACAGGAAACUCCUGGUAAAAAAUGUGAUGAUUCUGUGGAAAAGGAUCAGAACCAGUCUUCAGGAGACAAACAGGAAGCUGGAGAUGCUGCAGGCUUGCAGCCUGAAGUGAAUGAUGAAGAUGUGAAAGGGAAGAUAGGUGAAUGUGCUUUGAAGGGAGGUGAUGGUGAAGAGGAGAAGGAGGCUUCCUUAACCCAGCAGGAGGAGAAGGACUUAAACGGUGAGGCUGAAGUGCAGGGCACAGCAGAGAACGAUUGCACAAAGGAGAGCAAGAAGAGAAAACUGGAUGCACAUGUAGCAGACCCUAAAAAGAGUGGAGCAUUGAAAAGCCCUUCUGAUAUUGAAAAUAUCUCCCGUAAUCUGGGAGAAUGUGCCAUUGAGGCAGAAAUCCCCUCCUCAGUUCCACUCUUACAGGCAGAAGAGGACCAGAAAACACUGAAAGAAGAUGAUGCAAGCACCAAAGACUCAGCUGAUGCAGCUGUGAAAAGGAGGAAGGUUGAUAAGAGAACAUCAAGAAGCAAAACAUGCAACUUGGCCAUAAACCUGAACAUGAGGCCUUCUGCUUCUAGUGCCAAGUCAGAUCCAUCUGGUGCAAACACUGAAGCUGAAAAAGAAAAUGUCACUGAGAAAAAUGCAGCUGUGGAAGUGACAAGUGAAAAGGAUAAUGGGGAUGCAAAUGGUGGGGCUGUGACACCCCCAGAUGGUUCCAAGCUCCCCAAAACUGGCCAGACUUCUCCAAUAAGUGAUGCCUUGGAGUUGAGUGGAGAUCAAGUCACAGCAAGGAGUGAUCAACACCACUGCAAUAGCACACUCCUGGGAGGCAAAAGUGAGGUAGAUGGGGUAGAACAGCAUAAAAAGGAAGAAAAUGGGAGUGAAAAAGGGCAGGCAGAAGUCACAGGCAAGAUGCAAGUUCCAGAGAGUCCUGAGCAGAGCAUGGCACCCACUUGUCCUGAGGAAGACAGUGAUGAGGUUGCAACACAAAAACCUGAAAGCUCUGAGCAGGUAGCAGCAGAACCUGCUGCAGAGCAGGUAGCAGCAAAGAGCAGCACACCAAGCACACAGGCAAGUGGAGAUGCCCCUGCCCUGACUGCCAGGAGCCAGCUUCAGUGA
This is a messenger RNA of Merops nubicus (carmine bee-eater), 1971 nucleotides long. RefSeq names its product opioid growth factor receptor (gene OGFR). Lineage: Eukaryota; Metazoa; Chordata; Aves; Coraciiformes; Meropidae. The annotation marks the transcript as partial. Gene Ontology annotation, cellular component: membrane. The record is from RefSeq and is a predicted model, not a curated record. Gene Ontology annotation, molecular function: opioid growth factor receptor activity. The transcript is spliced from 8 exons.